This is a messenger RNA of Patiria miniata (bat star), 1360 nucleotides long. RefSeq names its product 26S proteasome non-ATPase regulatory subunit 6-like (gene psmd6). The transcript is spliced from 8 exons. NCBI's taxonomy places the organism in Eukaryota, Metazoa, Echinodermata, Asteroidea, Valvatida, Asterinidae. The record is from RefSeq and is a predicted model, not a curated record. Gene Ontology annotation, cellular component: proteasome regulatory particle. Gene Ontology annotation, biological process: proteasome-mediated ubiquitin-dependent protein catabolic process. Bases 71 to 1240 code for a protein of 389 amino acids.
GACUGCUUUGUAUGGUUUUUGUAAAUCGCCAUCACGAUUCACGAAUACAACUUCCACAACACGAUCCAAAAUGCCGGCCGAUAACUUGGAAGAACAGGGCUUGGAGAAAAACCCAGAUCUAAGUCUUGCCCAGCUGAAGUUUCUACUCACCUUGGACAGCCACAAGGAUGAUUCCAAAACGAAAGAAUCGCUCAUGGAAGGAAUCAAACGAAACAAUAUGGCUCCAUACUACGAAGAAAUCUGCAAGGAGUUGAGUUGGAAGCCAGAUGCCUCCCUCUUGAAGAAGAUGCAAGCAGCCAAUGCGGAGGAGCUCAAGACGCUUGAUGCCACUCUGGAGGACGCAGAACAGAAUCUUGGAGAAACUGAGGUCCGGGAUGCCCUCCUCAGAAAGGCCGAACACUUGUGUCGCAUCGGAGACAAAGAAGGUUGCCUGGCAGUUUUCCGGAAAGCCUUUGACAAGACGAUAGCACUGGGCCACCGCUUGGACAUCAUAUUCCACCUGAUACGCGUGGGUCUGUUCUGGUUGGAUAAUGACCUGAUCACACGGAAUAUUGACAAAGCCAAAGACAUGAUUGAUGAGGGUGGAGAUUGGGACCGACGGAACCGUCUCAAGGUCUAUCAAGGGAUCUACAAGAUGUCCGUCCGCGACUUCAAGAGUGCGUCCCAGUUCUUCCUAGACACGGUCUCCACGUUCACGUCUUACGAACUGAUGGACUACACCGAGUUCGUCUCGUACACUGUCAUUGUAUCCAUGAUAUCGCUGGAUAGAACGGAGCUCAGAAAGAAGGUUGUGAAGGGAGCAGAGAUUCUAGAAGUUUUACAUGGUCUGCCAGACAUGAGAAAUUUCCUCUUUUCACUCUACAAUUGUCACUAUGCGGAGUUCUUCAAAUUACUAGCCGUCGUGGAGACCAAGCUGAAGCUAGACCGACUGAUGAGACCGCACUAUCGCUACUACGUCAGAGAGAUGCGAAUCCUAGCCUACACACAGCUACUGGAGUCUUACCAGAGCCUUACCUUACAGUACAUGGCCGAUGCGUUCGGUGUCAGCGUUGACUUCAUUGACCAGGAGCUGUCGCGAUUCAUCGCUGCCGGUCGCUUGCACUGUAAAAUAGAUAAAGUCGGAGGCAUCGUGGAGACCAACCGUCCAGACAGUAAGAACUACCAAUACCAGGCCACCAUCAAACAGGGUGAUAUCCUACUCAACAGGAUCCAGAAACUGAGUCGAGUCAUCAACAUUUAGAAAGUAAACAAAAUGUAUGGUCCAUCUCCAGCUGGAAGAUUUCAUCAAGGAAACUUGCAUUGUUUAGCUUUCCCACUCUUUCACCGGAAAACAGACAUUCCUUAGGCAAAAAAAAAGUCU